AUGGGAGAUUUUACUAAAAGAAAAGCGGAAUUGGCUUGUAUGAGCCUUAAGCUGCGUUUAAGAGCUUAUGCCAAGGAACUCUAUGCGGGCUGCGCUGCGACACCGAAAUUAAUCGUUAACUACGAAAAAACGGCCCAGCUAAGCUUGAAGGGCUGCAUAACGGAAAAUAUAUUAACCAUUGCUUUUCUACAAGCAAACGACACGAACCGCACUAUGCAUUUUUUGGUCGAACUACUGUGGAAACUGCAUUACACGAAUGUGCUGUUCGUGUACGAAAACGAAAACUCGCGAGAUGUUUCAACCCUAACCACACUUUUCCAACUUUGCUGGCGUAAUGGCUUCGUCAACGUGCUGGUUUUGGUCAAUCGAACGCUCUACACAUAUCAACCCUUUCCACGCAUAAAAGUGGUGGCUUUGCGCAAGCUCAGCGAGUAUUACGACAAAAGGCACUUGAAGAAUUUUCAAGGUUAUGCGCUACGCUCGAGCAUUAGCAAUAAUGCGCCGCGGGUUUAUCACUACACCGACGCUAAUGGCAAUCUCGCUAAUGCCGGUUAUUUGUAUCGAUUGAUACUGUUAUUCGCACAACAUUAUAACGGUCGGUUUGAAGAGGUACACAUGCCCACCUACCAAAUGAACUUAACGAAUAUUAUUAAGGCGUUUGAGCGUAAGGAAAUCGAUAUAUUGGCCGAUCUGCUCUUCAUAUAUCCCAAUUAUUCGCACAGCGCUGUAAUUUGUAAUUAUCGCACGUUUUUAAUGGCGCCCUACGCCGCACCACUGCCGCUCUAUAUGUACAUCCUCAAACCUCUGACGAGUCUGCUCUGGUUGCUCAUAAUGUUGGCACUUUGCUAUGCAAUCCUGGCACAAAUGCUGCUCUCUUGGCUACGCGGGCGCCGAGUGAACUUUGGCUUGGCUUUUUUGCGCAGCCUCAGCUCGUUGCUCUACCUGCCGAGUUACUACUAUAGUCGCUGUACGAGUGCGCAAAUGUUCUGCGCCCUUUUGUUGUUGGCUUGUAGCUUUCUUUUGACCAGUUUGUAUCAGACGAGUAUGGCCAGCAUGUUUAUAUCGCGGCUGUAUGAGCCGCAGGUCAACAGCAUCGCUGAUAUCGCGCGCACGAAAUUCUCACUGCCCAUGACGAAGAUGGACAUCGCCUACAUGAGUCGUUUAUCGGGUAUACCGCAAAUCAUUUACGAUCGCUUGCUUGAGGUGAGCCCAUCGGAGGACUAUCAGUUGCUGCGCGAUUUGAACACCUCGUACAUACUCACCUACAUCGAGGAUAAAGUGAACUUUUUUAUGUAUCAGCAGAAAUUCCUGCGUAUACCGCGUUUUAAGCUGAUCGCCGAGGAGCUCACACAGGUGCCACUGUUCAUAAGUUUGCCGCAUGGUUCGCCGUUUUUGCAGCUGUUUAAUCGUUAUUUGCGUAGUGUUUUCGAUUCGGGUAUUUUUCAGAAAAUGUUCAUCGACAGCGCUGAGGAGGGCAUCCUGAGCAAUGAGAUACGGUUCUUCCGCACUGUCUCCAUUAUCUUUCAACCGCUCAAAGUCGAACAUUUUUCGCUGAUAUUUGUCGUUUGGGGAUUUGGUAUGUUUUGUGCUCUGAUUUGUUUCCUCAUCGAGUUGAAAAUGGUCAAGUGCAGGAAAGUGAAGAAUGGUAAAGCAAGCUCUAUUGAUUCUUGGACGCGCGAUUCGGUGGCAUUACAGCGUCAAGGCUAUUAUUAUGUGUCUACAUGUAAGUGGGUAUAUGCGCGCUGGCACAGAAGCGCAGGCGCGCCACUCGUCGCGUACUUACGCUAUGGCUUGCCGCGCGCCACAUGCCGCGGCCGCCUUCAAUGGCUGCGCACAGUAGCACAUAUGCCGCGGCAUGCGGUAGCCAACACUGCAGGCAUUCAAGGACGCGCACACCAUACAAAUAACAACAACAUCAGUGCAGCACAAAUGAUGUCCACAAUGCUGCGCGUCGCUUCGCGUGGUUGUGCUGCGCUCAAUUUCCUGGAGGAUGUAAAAUAG
Molecule: messenger RNA, 2001 nt
Organism: Bactrocera neohumeralis
Lineage: Eukaryota; Metazoa; Arthropoda; Insecta; Diptera; Tephritidae
Exons: 3
Coding region: 1-2001 (666 amino acids)
Source: RefSeq, a predicted model, not a curated record